This is a messenger RNA of Talaromyces rugulosus, 1017 nucleotides long. RefSeq lists its product as uncharacterized. The coding region runs from base 1 to 1017 and encodes 338 amino acids. The record is from RefSeq and is a predicted model, not a curated record. The transcript has 2 exons. Lineage: Eukaryota; Fungi; Ascomycota; Eurotiomycetes; Eurotiales; Trichocomaceae.
AUGGCCCAGAAAUACGCCAAGGAUCAGCCUCAAGGCUUUUCCAAUCGCAUUGAGAGAGUAGCCAUUGUUGGUGCGGGCGGUCAUAUGGGAAGCCACAUAGCGGACCAAUUGCUCAAGACCGGAAAGCACGUCGUGACUGCUAUUACAAGACCCAAUAGCACAAAUCAAUUCGAUGAGAACGUCAAGGUGUCUCAAGUUGAUUACAGUGGUGACGAUGACACGGCACUAGUAGGGGCGCUUAGAGGACAGCAGGUGUUGAUCAUCACCAUGUCGGUGACAGCCCCAAGAGACACAACCAUCAAACUCGUCCGUGCAGCAGCAAAGGCCGGGGUGGCCUAUGUGCUGCCUAACUGGUUUGGCCAUGAUCCCGCCAAUGACAAGCUGUGCGACGAGAGUAUGCUCAAACAAUCCCGGGACAGUAUCACUGCAGAGAUAAGCGGCCUUGGAGGAAUUUCGUACCUUCUCCUCGCCUGCAACUUCUGGUACGAAUUCAGUCUAGGCGGCGGACCAAAUCGCUACGGCUUCGACUUCAAGGAGCGGACAUUGGUCUUGUUUGAUGAUGGCAACGUAGUAAUCAAUACCAGCACCUGGCCUCAGUGUGGUCGAGCUAUAGCUCAUCUCCUGAGUCUCAAGGAGCUACCUGACGACGAGGCAGACAAGUCUCCUACAGUAUCCCAAUUCCGAAAUAAUUCCAUCUACAUAUCCAGUUUCCAGUUAAGUCAACGAGACAUGUUUGAGAGUGUUAAACGCGUUACCGGCACCACCGAUGCCGAUUGGAUCAUCACACACGAGUCGGCUGAAGAGCGUUGGAAAGAAAACGAGGUCGCUGUAAAGCAAGGAAAUUGGUCUGCUUUUACAAAAAUGCUUUACAGCCGCAUGUUCAUCCCCGGGAGCGACAUUGGUUACAAGUCUGAGCUUCAUAACAGCGUGCUUGGGUUGCCUGUUGAGAAUUUGGACGAGUCGACAGCCACUGGUAUCCGCAUGGGUGAGAGCGGAGAAGUGGCAUAUUCACACUAG